Molecule: messenger RNA, 1813 nt
Organism: Labeo rohita (rohu)
Lineage: Eukaryota; Metazoa; Chordata; Actinopteri; Cypriniformes; Cyprinidae
Gene: pafah1b3
Product: platelet-activating factor acetylhydrolase, isoform Ib, gamma subunit
Exons: 6
Coding region: 139-804 (221 amino acids)
Source: RefSeq, a predicted model, not a curated record
AACAAUAUUACCUGUGUCUUUAGUUAAUAUGAAUCAGCAUAAGUGUUAACAUGUAUUAUAUAUGCUUAUAUGUAAAAGUAUGAUGUCACGCAGUGUUUUAAAGCAUUUGCGCCUUGCUCUUCUAAAUGAAAGGAAGUGAUGAGUAAAGAUUCUAACCCUGCCGCCACACCCACCCCCUGUGAGGACAUACAGGGAGAUGGUCGAUGGAUGUCAUUGCACAAUCGAUUUGUAUCAGACAGUAAAGGAAAAGAGCCUGAUGUGCUGUUUGUUGGAGAUUCACUUGUCCAGCUUCUGCAUGAGUUUGAGGUUUGGCGAAAACUGUUUUCUCCACUCCAUACUCUGAACUUUGGGGUUGGUGGAGAUGCUACACAGCAUGUGUUGUGGAGACUUGUAAAUGGAGAGCUGGACCACAUCAGCCCAAAGGUGGUGGUGUUGUGGGUAGGCACUAAUAAUCACGGUCACACCCCAGAACAGAUCUGUGGAGGCAUCAUGGCCAUCAUCAAUGUCAUCCAUCAGAAACUGCCCCAUGCUCACACUCUUGUUUUGGGGGUGCUGCCGAGAGGUAAAAAUCCAAACCCUCUCCGUGAGCGUAACGCAGGUGUGAAUGCUCUAGUUCAGGCUGAGGCAGCGUCUCUGUCUCAUGUCUCCUUUCUGGAUGUGGACCCUGGGUUCGUUCACUCCGACGGUUCCAUCUCACAUCAGGACAUGUAUGAUUAUCUGCACCUCACGCCGCAGGGCUACCAGAAGGUGUGCCAGCCCUUACACGAAUGCGUCAAAUCCCUGUUAGAUAAACAUGCUCCCUGAACACAAAACAGAAAACAGCUUAAACACCCUUUCCUGUGCAUUAACGGAUGCUCUACAAUUAGAGCCUGACUGAGAUAUAAACACCCUCAGGACAACUCAUGACUGUUUAAUAGACACAAACACGUAUAUAUUACAUGCUUUCAGUCUACAUGUAUUACUGCUUCCUUGUUACUACAAAAGUAGAUUUUAGCUUAAAGGGAUGCUUCAACCAAAAAUAAAAAUCUGUAAUGUCAUUCUUCAUGCAGUUCCAAUCAUUGUAUGAUUCAACUGUUUUUCCCCCCCGAAAUGCAUUUUCCUCUCUGUUCCAUAGAAUAAAUACAAGUCUAGAAUGACAUGAAGGUGACAUCAUAACAGAAAUGUAUUUUUGGCUGAACUAUCCCUUAAAAUUCUGUCAGAUUAAUUCUCUUUACUUAAAAUGGUUAGAACAUUCCAACGUGUGUAUGUAUAUUUACAAGAUACAAAACCAAGUAUGACGUUGUUUUCUCGAUGACCUCUGAUGAGUAACAGUUGUUGAAGUGUACAUAAGGGCUGUUUGCUGCUAUCGUGGUUUGAUUGUCGAAGAAAUUCUUCUGAUCCUUGUGUAGGAAACAACAGUUUUCUCGAAAGGAUGCAGUAUAGCCCUUCAGAUGUUGACAGCUGCUCCAUUAUUUGUUGAAAGGAACAAUAUGGCCUAAUUUGGUUUCGUUUUCCAUUAUUGAUUCUCUUCAGUGCAUGGCCAUAAGCUCUUUUCCAAGAAAAGGGUAGGUGCUUCACACAAAGUUACGUACCUUUAAAAUGAUUCCAUAUGAUGUAAUGUUUUAGACACUUUGUGAUAAACAAUGAGUUAGUGUUUUGGUUAUUUUGUACAGUAUUUUUGUCAUUUUCUCCCAUGUUUAUGUCUGCUUUAUAUUUGUUUUGUUCAUUUUGUGUUUUGUUCCACUGCUGUCAAAGCGCAUGACAGCAGGUGAAUUAUAUGUACUUUAUGCACCGUGAUAUCUGAAAGAUCUACGCUAUGGAUGAAAUCUUAUAA